Messenger RNA from Saccostrea cuccullata (small rock oyster), 1294 nucleotides. RefSeq lists its product as uncharacterized. The record is from RefSeq and is a predicted model, not a curated record. The transcript is spliced from 5 exons. Lineage: Eukaryota; Metazoa; Mollusca; Bivalvia; Ostreida; Ostreidae. The coding region runs from base 32 to 835 and encodes 267 amino acids.
CGGCAGAGCGGAGAAAGUAAGAAAGAAGGCCAUGUUUACACAGCCAGCUUUAGAGAGAAUCUGGCAUGAGGAACCUUACAGCCUGAACCUGGAAGAGGAGGAUGGUUACUAUGAGGACCUGUACCCUGACCCCCUGGAGCUCAAAAGUGACGACUCCUCCAUCGACCUCUCCAUGGCCAGCUCCGAGUCUGAGGAGGAAGAGGAGAACUUGGCCGGUAUCAUGAGUCAACUUCAGGAGGAGGAAGAAAUGGAGUUUGACUUACUUAGGUCCCAGACUUUACUAGAAAAUCCAGUGUCAGCUGACCACUCCACCGCUAGUGGAAGCCGCCCCGGGACUGCCCUACAGAGCACCACUAAUCGACCACAGAGUGGCACCACCAGACAGGAGGGUGGUUCUGAUGAUCCCCGACCCUCCUCAGGCUCAUCCCGUCCAGAGUCCAGACCAUCGUCUGGGUCAAGGCCACAUUCAGCUAUUUUGGGACCAGGUCUGAGACAAACUUCCGGGACCUCACCCAGGGGGUCUAGACCAUCCUCAGGAGCAUCCACUCAUAGCAAGCAUUCCAUCCAAAGCAAGCACUCUGUCCAUAGCAAGCAUUCCGUCCAAAGCAAGCAGUCGUCCCACAGCAAAUGGUCAGCCAACAGCAAGUGGUCAACAUCUGAGCCAAACAAAGAGGGAGAAGGUUAUAUUAACUCAGGAUUUGAAGAGGAGAAACCAUCAACUCAUGAGAAACCUAGAAAAGGAGAAGUUCCGUCCAUGAAGAAGUUUGGGGAUGCUAAGAUUGUAGCAGGAAGACUGAGGAAAAAGAGAACCCGAAAAAGAGAUUCCGAAGCCUAGAGACUAGCUGACAAAGUGGGAACAGCAUCCAGACUGUGAAAUGUGGCUGGUCCACAUAAUAUAAUACUGUAGAAAAUUAUCCCUUUUUUCUCAUAAUUUUAUUAUAUUUUGAAUUUUUAUAUUUUAUUUGAAUUCCGUCCAAUUUCUUGUUUUUCUUUUUGCAUUACUUUUUAGAUUUUUUUCAAGAAAGUUUUUAUAUUAUAUAGAUUUAACCAACUUCAUUUGUUUUUCAUAUGUUUGUUAAUACUUAUAUCCAAUUUAUAACCUCUGAUUUUGUGCAAUGAGAAUGACCAGAUCUGUGAUAUAACUUAAUAUGAUUUCGCUAGGUAGGAAAAACCAGGAACUGUAAUACAUGUAUAAGCAACUUUAUAUCUUUACAAAUAUGCACCAACCUACAAUCAAAGCAUACCAAUAGUAAUUAUCAUAUGUUAUAUAUUUAAUGUACUCUAUUAUAUUUAU